AGCGUGUGCGACCACUGCAGGGAAAAUGCACGAAUACUGUGCAAAGUCUAAGCUUAAUCUUUAGCUUGGUCGUGACCAUCACUCCAUACAGUAGCUACAGUAACUGUGCACCAAAUUGGAGGGAAGCUGCUCCUAAAGCCAGAGUUUCUUGGUUCCUACCUGUAUAAUCAGUCUGUGGACAUAAACAUCUACAUGUAGACAAAAAACACAUUUCCAUCUUCAUUGUACAGAAAACGAUACCUGCAUCGACUCGUGUUGAGAUGAGAGCAGUAAAGUAAAGCAUCUGCGUUCACACCAGUCACUUUAACUGCCUGAGGUCUACGCUAAAUUUAGCUCCUCUAUUUUUAGAGCAUCACCCUCAAUAAAGGCAACGAGAAGAAGCUGGUUUUCUGCUCAUUUAGGCCAGCAAAUAGCAAAAGGGUGGAAUGUAGAUAUCCCUCAUGGGUGUACUAUAAAUAUCCAAACAUCAGGGGCGCAUCCUCUGGGGCCAGUGAAUAUGCCAAUUUUCAUAGCUAUAGAUUAAUCAUUGCUUUCUAUUAAUUAAUCAGUUAAUUAUACAGGCCUUAAAUUUAUUAUUAAUAUUCAUUUAAUGAAAAAAAACAUGAUGGACCAAAAUGUAUUUCAGCAAUUAAUCGGAAAUAACCAUGGACCAAAAUUGCUGCUGUGAAUCUGUACUUUAGCUUUGAGCUAUUUUACAGUGUGGAUGAGUCUGAAAUCAGCCAUUUUCGCAUUUUGUCAAUAAUCACAUCGUCGUUCACAAAUGUUUUAUCGUUUGAGUAAAUGUCAGGUUUUACUGCCAUCUGCACGUAUUGAAUGCAUGCUGGGAACUGCCUCUCCCUGUCCUUUCUCUUUGACUGCACCAUCCAUCCAUCUGUCCUCCUGUUUGUAUCUACAUUUUCUCCCUUCCUCCCUGCGAGAGCGCUCUCUCUCUCUCUCUCUCUCUCUCUCUCUCGCUCUCUCUCUCUCUCUCUCUCUCUCUCUCCCUGCGUCUCAUCCUCUUGUUAGAGCUUCUGAAUUAUUUAGCAUCAGACAGUGCGCUCUGCUGCUGAGAUAGAGAGAGAGGGGGUGGGGAGGGAGGAAGGAAGGAAAGGAUGGAGAGAGAAGGGGAAGUAUGGAGGUGUCCGACGCUGCAGGAAGUUGUGAGUCAGCAAGGAGAGAAAAAACCAGUGGGAGGGAGGACGGAGAGGAUUUAUAGUUAGCUUUAGGUGAUACAACGGGAGCAGGGCGUCAAACGCCUCGCUGUGCGCUCGUGUGUGUGUGUGUGUGUGCAUGCGUCUAUCGAUUGAGCAGCGAAGGUCAUGGAGCUGAGAGCAGAUUAGCAGCCUAGACUCAGAGACAGGGGAGCAGGGCGUCACAGCUAACGCCUCCUCUGAAUAGACACAUACAACAGAGCCAGAGGAAGAAAGGAGCGAGACGUUUGAAGGACGCCAGGAGCCGCUAGAAUAUGGGCGAGAGCUAUAUGUACCAGCGACUCCCCUACGACAGAGCGGAGGAGGAGGGGGAGGAGGAGGAGGACGGGAGAGGCGGCAGCGUCAGAGAAAGUGUCGAGGGACAAAUGAUGCAGUGCGAGGAGGGGAGCGAGUGGCUGCUGGAGCUGCUGACAGAUGUGCAGCUGCAGCAGUACUUCCUGCGGAUCCGCGACGAGCUCAACGUCACCAGACUGUCCCACUUCGACUACGUCAAAAAUGAGGACCUGGAGAAGAUCGGCAUGGGCCGGCCAGGUCAAAGGAGGCUGUGGGAGGCGGUCAAGAGGAGGAGAGCCCUUUAUAAACGCAAGUCCUGGAUGAGCAAGGUUUUCCCCGUGAAGCGACCGGACUCCGACCCCCAGCAGCCCCCUCCCCAGGGGGCGUCGUGCAAACAGGCCCCGACCAACAGCGAGGCGGGAGCGUCCCUCACCUGCCUGAUCCGCGAGACGGAGCUGCAGCUGUUCGAGCGGCUGGGCGACGGCACCUUCGGGGUGGUUCGGAGGGGAGAGUGGACCGGACCCAACGGCAGAGUGCUGUCGGUGGCGGUGAAGUGUCUGAAGGCAGGCGUGUUGGACUCGGACGGUCUGGAUGAUUUCAUCAGAGAGGUGAACGCCAUGCACUCGCUGAGCCACCAGAACCUCAUUCGCCUCUAUGGCAUCGUGCUGACGCAGCCGAUGAAGAUGGUGACUGAGCUGGCCCCUUUGGGCUCCCUGUUGGAUCGCCUCCGUAAGCGCCAGGGCCACAUCCUCAUCUCCUUCCUGUGUAACUACGCUGUUCAGGUGGCCUGUGGCAUGGCCUACCUGGAGCAGAGGCGCUUCCUCCACAGAGACCUGGCUGCUCGUAACGUUCUACUCUCCACCAACGAAACGGUGAAGAUCGGAGACUUUGGGCUGAUGCGGGCGCUGCCGACACACACUGAUCAGUACAUCAUGGAGGAAGGUCACAAAAUCCCUUUCCCCUGGUGUGCCCCGGAGUCGCUGAAGUCUCGCUCCUUCUCUCACGCGUCUGACACCUGGAUGUUUGGGGUCACGCUGUGGGAGAUGUUCACCCACGGACAGGAGCCGUGGCCGGGCCUAAACGGGAGCCAGAUCCUCCACAAGGUGGACGUGGAGGCCGAGAGGCUGUGCAAACCCGACGACUGCCCUCAGGAUAUCUACAACGUCAUGCUGCAGUGCUGGAGCCCCAAACCUGAGGACAGGCCCACCUUCAUCGCCCUCAGAGAUUUCCUGCUGGAGACCAUGCCCACGGAUAUGAGGGCCCUGCAGGACUUUGAGGAGGAAGACAAGCUCCAGAUUAAAAUGAACGACGUCAUCACCAUCAUAGAGGGAAGGGCUGAGCAUUACUGGUGGCGAGGUCAGAACCGGAGAACGCUGCGCGUCGGUCAGUUUCCCCGUCACGUGGUCACUUCAGUCGCCGGCCUGUCUGCCCACGACAUCAGCCGACCGCUCAAGCACUCGUUCAUCCACACUGGGCACGGAGACACGGACCCUCACAGGAGCUGGGGAUACGCAGACCGCAUAGACAGUUUGUAUCUGGGGAACCCCAUGGACCCACCUGAUGUCCUUGGAAUGGACUCGGGCAUAUCCAGGCCAACAAAACUCCCCAACCGUGCCAAGAAGCAACCUCCCCCUCGUCCUCCUCAGCCAGCUGUUCUGUUGAAAAAGCCGUUCUACGACUCUGUAAUGGACGACUACGACGAUGACGACGACGCCAGCACUUCGUCGGGGCUGAAGAGGCUGGGGGUGUCCCUCGGUCUGAAGCUCCGGCCGUGGGAGGGGUCCGGCGUGCGCUCGGCCAAAAGCGAGGUGUCCCUCAUCGACUUCACCGACGACAGCUUCAGCUCGACUACGCCCUCCCCGCUCACCGAGACACAGCAGCCAGACGAGGACACACUGAAGGACACUCCCUCCAUCCUGGAUUGGCCUCUUCCACAGCCAGCUUAUGAUGAGGUCACCACGGAGCUUGAGGAGCAGUCAGAGGACCAGGAGGUGCACUCCAUCAAUAAGGGAUUCGCUGAAGACACUGUGGCCACGUGUGGGGCCGGCAUGGCGGGCAGGAGCGAGUCACAAUCGGCUGACCUCUUUCAAGAGCUGCAGAGAGAAGUGAUGGUGAAGCUGCAGGUACCCAUGGCAACCGGGCGUUCCCUCCCCUCCUCUCCCCUCCCUAUGCCUCUGGCUCCCCUGGGCCCCCAUCGACAGAUUUGUCUGCCUCCUCCCUCCCCCUCCUCUACGUCCACCUCCUCCUUCGCCUCCUGCUUCGAGGACCGGCCCGUGCUGCCCCCCCGCAGCCCCGUUCCCCCGCUGCGACCCUCCAAACACAACCUCUCCACCCGCAGCAGCCACCCGCAGGCUCGCUCCAGCUCCAUCUCUCUGGGCAACGAGGAGGACACGCCUCCCCAAAUCCCACCGAGAGACCAUGCCUUUUCUCAGCCGGGGUCCCGCUCUUCCUCUCCCCUCCCGCUGGUGCCACCGCUUUCCUCCUCACCCGUGGCUCUGCCUCCUCCGCCCCUCUCUGUCUCCCCGCGCAGGGCAUCCGGCCUCCUGGGUCCCCUCCUGUCUUCCUCCUCCUCUUCCUCAGCUCAAGCACCAUGCUACCCUUCACGUCUGUCAGCUCCCGGGUCCACCUACUCGUCCACCUCCUUACUGGAUCCUUUGACCUUUCGUGAGGGACGUGGCCUCUCCUCAAUGACGGACAGCUCUCAGAGCUCUGCUCCUGCCCCGCUCCCGGAGAGACCAGCUUUCCUAGAAAGAUAUGGAGCGGCCAACAUGGCUACAGUCAAACCCAUGAUGCAGCAGCAGCAGCUGGGUGAGGCUAAACCAAACUCCUCCUACAACAACAACAAUGGGCGAACUGCAACUCCCAGCAUGCAACAUGAUCAUUGCAUCGCGCAGGUCCAAGGGGCAGUGCAUGGUGUUACCCUGGAGGAGUGUCGUGCUGCUCUGGAGACCCACAACUUUAGCAUCCCUCAGGCCAUAAAACACUUGAAGGUGGAGCAGUUGUUUCGCUUGGGGCUAAGAUCUAGAGCCGAGUGCGAGGAGCUUCUGCAGAGCUGCCAGUGGAAGCUUGAGCAGGCCAGCACGGUGAUGCUGGACACAUAUGGACCACAUCGACACAGGAAGUGACAUCAAGGCGAAGCACUGGGAGGCAGUAACUCAACAAUGACCUAGUUUCCUUCUCAGUAGAGGACCACACCAAUGAAAGGACCCAAUGCACAGUGCUGCUUUUAGUGAAUGGAGAAACUUUAAGGCAGUGCCUCACUUUGUACUGUGAAUACCUGCUACUACCUGUCACACACAUGCAUGCUCCUCAUUAGUUAACAGAGCAGCCUGUUGAACGACUCAUAUACUUGAACUGUUGCUAUUUAUUGUUUUGGAGCUGAUAACUACUGUUGAAGUUUACCAGGUGAAGGUUUGGGGUUUGUUGGGAAUGUGAGCAUGUUAAUAAGC
Betta splendens (Siamese fighting fish) is the source of this 4912-nucleotide messenger RNA. RefSeq names its product tyrosine kinase, non-receptor, 2a (gene tnk2a). Lineage: Eukaryota; Metazoa; Chordata; Actinopteri; Anabantiformes; Osphronemidae. The coding region runs from base 1445 to 4588 and encodes 1047 amino acids. The transcript has 20 exons. The record is from RefSeq and is a predicted model, not a curated record. Gene Ontology annotation, molecular function: protein serine/threonine/tyrosine kinase activity; protein tyrosine kinase activity; ATP binding. Gene Ontology annotation, biological process: signal transduction; protein phosphorylation.